Diprion similis is the source of this 2857-nucleotide messenger RNA. RefSeq names its product optomotor-blind protein-like (gene bi). Gene Ontology annotation, cellular component: nucleus. The record is from RefSeq and is a predicted model, not a curated record. The coding region runs from base 175 to 2544 and encodes 789 amino acids. The transcript has 8 exons. Gene Ontology annotation, biological process: regulation of transcription by RNA polymerase II; cell fate specification; positive regulation of DNA-templated transcription. Lineage: Eukaryota; Metazoa; Arthropoda; Insecta; Hymenoptera; Diprionidae. Gene Ontology annotation, molecular function: DNA-binding transcription factor activity, RNA polymerase II-specific; RNA polymerase II cis-regulatory region sequence-specific DNA binding.
GAUAUUCUUAGGAUAUCGCAUCAUCGGAAGCGCGACUCGCGUCGCGAUCAUCGCGGUGUUGAUUCAACGUCGCGGCAUCGAGGCGACUCAGGGAGGAAAGAAGGAAGAAGGAAGGACGAAGGAGAGAGGAAAGGAGCGCAAGAAUCUCGCUGUCGGCGCGACUCGCCAGCCUAAAUGAGAUUCGAACAAGACUCGGCGUGCAGCAGGGCUACCCACUGCGCCAGCAUUCCGCUCCUACUGCGGCCCAGGUUGAUCUCGGGUGAGAAGGCUGAUUCCGGAAGUGAGAAUAUCGGGCCGCGAGAAGACGGCAAAGAGUUGGAGACGAACGUGGCCGUGGCUGCCAGGACGGGUGUCAGGGGGGCGGUGGGGGGGCCUGGGAUGGCGUACCCCGCACCGGCCGCGGCUCUCAAUCAACACGCGCCAUUCCUCACGAUUUCCGGAUCCGCGACGAGCUCGAGUCACUUGGGAAGCCAUCUGCCGGCUCCUGCGACCACCAGGCCAACGGAUUUCAGCGUCUCGUCGUUGCUCACCGCCGCCUCCAGCCACCCGACCCACCCCCAGGGGGGGUCCUCGUCUCAGGGAAGCGCGUCGCCGCCACCCGGCGGACCCGGAAGUCCCACUGCCGCCCCGGAAACUCCGCCGCCACUUCCGAGUCAUCGGGAAACUUCUCACCCCUCCUCAGCGGUCGCGAACUACUUUAGCGCCGCGGCACUAUACGCCGCUGGAUUUUACAAUCCGGUCGCUCACCUGCCCCCCACCAGCCCACCUAGACCCAACGGCGGACAUCAUCUUCAGGGAAAGAUCAUCUUCUCCGGCCCUCAUCAUCAACCCCAUCUCAAUCCCCACGGACUUCCUCCGUCCGCUUCUUGGCUGCUUUCUGAUCAGGAUUGGAGGUCGCCCGCUGCAGCUUUAACUCAAAAUUGGAAGAGGCUGGGUUUUGGGCCCCACAACCCCGAAGAGGCCCAAGCAGCGGUGUUGGUCGCGGCUUUGCAGCAAAACCAGGGCGGGCCCGGUGGUGGGAUGAGGCCCUUGAGGUAUCCUCUGCCCCCGCACAUGCUGCCUCCGUCUUUGUCGCUGACGCCACACCUCGCGGGUCCCGUCCUCGCUCUCGGACCGUCCCAUCACCUCGAGGAAGACGGUGUCGUUGACGACCCUAAGGUCACCUUGGAGGGUAAGGAGCUUUGGGACAAGUUUCACGAACUCGGCACGGAGAUGGUCAUCACGAAAAGCGGCCGGCAGAUGUUCCCGCAAAUGAAGUUCCGGGUGUCCGGCCUCGACGCCAAGGCGAAGUACAUGCUCUUGCUGGACAUCGUUGCUGCCGACGAAUUCAGAUACAAAUUCCACAACAGCAGAUGGAUGGUCGCUGGUAAAGCGGAUCCCGAGAUGCCGAAGCACAUGUACCUUCAUCCGGACUCGCCGAGCAACGGUGAACAGUGGAUGCAGAAGGUGGUGAGCUUUCACAAACUCAAACUGACGAACAACAUCAGCGACAAGCACGGUUUUGUAAGUACUACCAUACUGAACUCGAUGCACAAGUAUCAGCCAAGGUUUCACCUCGUCAGAACGAACGACCGCCAGAAACUGCACUACACGACGUUCAGAAGUUACGUGUUCAACGAAACCGAGUUCAUCGCCGUAACUGCAUACCAAAACGAAAAGAUCACGCAGUUGAAAAUCGACAACAACCCGUUUGCAAAAGGUUUCAGGGAUACGGGGGCCGGAAAGAGAGAGAAAAAAAGACAGGCGCUGUUGACCGUGUCAGGCGGUGGUUCCCGACUCUCAGGCGGCGACCCGGCACCGAAGAAGCGUCGCUUUUCUACGUCAGCGACGGACCUGGACGACGACGACAAACUGCUCGACGUAGUGGGCCCAGACACGCCGCACCCCGCGCACCAUCACCGAGAACGGGAGCAUUCACGGGAGCGGAACGACCGGGCGAGCGAUCGAGGCGAGGCGAGCGACUCCUCUGGCUCGGAGAACGGCGGAACGGCGACGGCGAGUUCGGAGGGCCCAAGGCCCGAGAUCUCGGUGGGCCUACCGCCCCACACCUCACUCCUCCCCUGCCUCUACCCAUCGGUCCCAGGGCUCUACCCGGGCCCCGGGCCGCUGCUGCCCCCGAGUCCGUUGGGCCUGCACCCCGGCGUCACGCCGGGGAUGCUCAUCAACGCGCAACUCGCCCUGGCGGCCUCCCAGCAUCCGGCGCUCUUCGCGCAAUACCCCCACCCCCUCGCAAGUCCGCUCCACCAGCUUAAGGGGCACCGUUUCUCCCCCUACGGCCUCCCGACGCCUUCGCAUGGCUCGGCCUUCGAGAUGGUGACGCCUGGGAGUCGGACCCUCAGUCCUCGUUCACCACCCCCGCGUCCUCCGACGGGAUCGCCGUCCUCCGGCGGCGCGCUGACCGGGACGCCAUCCUCGACGGGAGAGCUCAAGUCGAUAGAGAAUAUGGUGAACGGUUUGCAACGGAAACGGAGAACGACGAGCCCCGGACCCGUACCUGGAAGUCGAAUCGGUGAGGCGGAAACCGGGGGCGGUGCGAGUCCGUGACAGGAGACAGAGAUACGUGUUACCAGCACGCUACCGGAUCCGGAGGACGGGGAUCUGGACGAAUUUAGUCGGGAGGAGGACGAUGCCGACGGGGGUGGCGGACUCGAACCCGAUUCCACUUCACCGCCGUCGUAGCCGAACGCGGUUGGGCCUCUUCAGGGGCUUGGGUAACCGGUGGAGGACGUCGUCGAUGAGGGGGAGGUGGAGGAGGAGGAGGAGGAGGAGGGAGGGAAGUGGGAGGAAACCCUCCCCCGACGAUACAAAGUGCAAUUUAUAAUACGGAAUCGCGAAGAGUCCUGACGAUUAUAAUAUA